AUGGGAGAGUGCUGUGAUAGAGACAUGGGAGAGUGCUGUGAUAGAGACAUGGGAGAGUGCUGUGAUAGAGACAUGGGAGAGUGCUGUGAUAGAGACAUGGGAGAGUGCUGUGACAGAAACAUGGGAGAGUGCUGUGAUAGAGACAUGGGAGAGUGCUGUGAUAGAGACAUGGGAGAGUGCUGUGAUAGAGACAUGGCAGAGUGCUGUGAUAGAGACAUGGGAGAGUGCUGUGAUAGAGACAUGGGAGAGUGCUGUGAUAGAGACAUGGGAGAGUGCUGUGAUAGAGACAUGGGAGAGUGCUGUGAUAGAGACAUGGCAGAGUGCUGUGAUAGAGACAUGGGAGAGUGCUGUGAUAGAGACAUGGGAGAGUGCUGUGAUAGAGACAUGGCAGAUCUGCCCUCUCAGCAUCCCUCUGUGACCAAAGAAAACAGAGUACAUGUCUAA
Chanos chanos (milkfish) is the source of this 444-nucleotide messenger RNA. RefSeq names its product metallothionein-1-like. NCBI's taxonomy places the organism in Eukaryota, Metazoa, Chordata, Actinopteri, Gonorynchiformes, Chanidae. The coding region runs from base 1 to 444 and encodes 147 amino acids. The transcript has a single exon. The record is from RefSeq and is a predicted model, not a curated record.